Molecule: messenger RNA, 885 nt
Organism: Sesamum indicum (sesame)
Lineage: Eukaryota; Viridiplantae; Streptophyta; Magnoliopsida; Lamiales; Pedaliaceae
Product: protein RGF1 INDUCIBLE TRANSCRIPTION FACTOR 1-like
Molecular function (GO): zinc ion binding
Source: RefSeq, a predicted model, not a curated record
GUGAUGGUGAUGUUCUUAUUUCAAAUCAUUUCACUUUCACAAGAACUUCUCCGAGAGUUGGCUUAGAAAUUUCUAAGAAAUGAGUUCUCCAGCCAUACAACAAGAUGAGAACGCGAUCCAAGGUGCCAACGACAUGCCGAAAUGGCUUGAUCAAUUCCUUGAAAAGACAUUUUUCCGAAAAUGUUCAACCCAUCAUCUCCGGAAGAACGACUUAAACCGCUACUGCAUAACUUGCAACGCAUCAGCUUGUAAGCAUUGUGUUGCAACCAGUGUUCACAUUGAACACGAGGUGCUGACGAUCUACAGGCAUGUCUAUCAAGACGUUGUUCCCCUCGACCAGAUGGAGCAGCACAUUGAUUGCUCCAAAAUCCAGACUUAUAAAUGCAACAAAAAGUGGGUUAUAUCGUUGACUCCCCUUCCUCACACUGGAUCGGGUUCGCUCAUAGAGGGUGAUGGAGCUUGCAAAGUUUGUAAGAGAAAACUGACCCAUCGUAGUGAUCGUUUUUGCUUCUGCAGCAUUGCUUGCAAGUUCCAAGCAAUUUCUAGGAGGAACAGAAUCCAGUUCCGUUUACGUGCAAAGAAGACUUCUCAGACAAAGGCUGCAGUUUAUCAGCAGGCAUCAACAUCUGAGAGCAAACGUAAGCGCAGCAGAAAAGGGGUGCCUCGUAGGGCCAUUUGAACUGGUUCUGCGGGUCUAAGAAUUUGUUUAAACCAAUGGAGUUUUAUCGUAGAUUUACUUUAAGGCUUGUUUGGUGUGUUUUGCAUUAUGUGAUGUUGUAGCAUUUUGUGGAUUGGCAUUGUUGGCUCUGUUUGCUUAUUACAUCCUUGGAUGAACAGCAUGAACAUGAAGGACAUGAGUUUUAUGAAUAGUAGUUUGGACAUGAU